UUCUCUCCCUGGCUCGGGGAUGGCAGUGGGGACUGGUGGUUAGAGCAGGGGGCGGGGGAUUGGGUGCCCGGACGCCUGGGUUCCCGCCCGGCUCCAGGAGGGGCGGGCCCGGCAGGUGUGCGGCUCUGGCUCCCGGAUGCGGGUGGGGCCGGAGACACCUGAGCGGCCGGAACCCAGGACCCGAGAGUUGGAGGGACCAGACACUGAGCUGCUCUCUCCAGUGCUGAAUCCAGAGCCCUGAGGAUCCAGAGCCUCACAACGAUCUAGAGCAGACACGGCUCUAGAUGCCAUCAGGUUCCUGAGCUGACACCUGCCAAGCUGACAAGUGUGGACUCCAGAAACACCAGCAAGACCUGCUCGGUUCUGGAGCCUUCGCAUCCCUGGGAGCUGGUUCUAGAUCCUGCCUUGCUCUAGAUCGGUUGGACCGGCGAGCUGUGGGUCUAGAAUGCAGCCGGAGGGCUCCAGAGCGGGCCAGCCCAAAGCAGGGAGCCCCGGAACCCCUCUGAAGUUCUAGAUCAGGUUCUAGACCCCCAUGGAGGACCAGAGCGACGCCUGCCGGCUGUGUGGCUCCCAGCUGCAGGGCAGCCAGCGCCGGUGGCUCUUCCACCGGGCACCCCAGCGCCCUGACUUGCGGGUUCUGCUGGCCCACGUGUGCCGGGAGGCACCACGCCGGGGGGACGGCCGGGGCGAGUUCCUCUGCGGGAAAUGCGCCCAGGCGCUGGGGCGGGUUUUCCGCUUCGACACGGUGAUUGCCCGGGUGCAGGCGCUGUCCCUUGAGCGGCUGCGGCACCUCCUGGAGGAGAAGGAGUGUCUGGCCCGCUGCCUCCGGCACCUCCACGCCCACCGCAGCCCCACGGGCAGCCUGCCCCCGAGCCCGGCGGGCGCCCCCCAGCUGCCGGACGGGCCGUACCAGCAGCUGCUCCAGGAGGACAUGGCGCUGGCCGGGUUUGAGUGCUGGGCAGAGCCGGGUGCCGGCGGGAGCCCCUGCCAGAACCGCUGGUGUCCCGGCUGCCACGGGCUGCGGGUGCCCGACGCGGAUUAUGAGUGGGUGUGUGGGACGCCGCGGCAGCUCGGCGCCAGGUCCCCAGCGCUGCCCCUCUGCCGGGACAAGUCCCAGAGCAUGCCCCUGGUGCUGCACGCUGGCCUGGGGGGCAGCGGGGGGCACGGCGGGUCCCUGCGCUCCCUCCACUCCUGCUCCCUCCUGUCCCUGGCCAGCCUAGCAGGGCCGGAGCUGCUGGGGGAGGCGCUGCGGGCGCUCAGGGGCAUCGGCCGGCGGGCACUGAGGGUGCCCCGCGGCAGCAGGAUCCCGGUGCUGGUAAGAAGGGAAUGA
Messenger RNA from Gopherus flavomarginatus (Mexican gopher tortoise), 1330 nucleotides. RefSeq lists its product as uncharacterized. Lineage: Eukaryota; Metazoa; Chordata; Testudines; Testudinidae. The transcript has 3 exons. Gene Ontology annotation, cellular component: nucleus. The record is from RefSeq and is a predicted model, not a curated record. The coding region runs from base 533 to 1330 and encodes 265 amino acids. Gene Ontology annotation, molecular function: zinc ion binding.